Lepus europaeus (European hare) is the source of this 1656-nucleotide messenger RNA. It is a transcript of the gene TCP11, whose product is annotated as t-complex 11. Gene Ontology annotation, biological process: regulation of sperm capacitation. Bases 15 to 1559 code for a protein of 514 amino acids. The record is from RefSeq and is a predicted model, not a curated record. Gene Ontology annotation, cellular component: sperm flagellum; acrosomal vesicle. Lineage: Eukaryota; Metazoa; Chordata; Mammalia; Lagomorpha; Leporidae. The transcript has 10 exons.
AGGCAACAGUUACAAUGAGAACUUGGGCAAGGCAGAAUUUCUCCUCGGAUACCAUCAGCAAAAUGCCGGACGUGGAGGGGAGCGUGCCGCCGAAGGACCACGGCGAGGUAGAGAGCGGGCCCUGUAAGCCGGAAACGUCAGCACCGACCCAGGAGGACAAGAGCGGCCCCACGGACCCCGCUCCCUGUCUGACAGAGACCGUCAAUGAAGCUUCCAAGCUGAGCAACGAAACUGAGAUGCGUCAGGAUUUCCACAUGGACGAGAAGAUUGUACCUCCAGGCAGUUUGGAAGGCAAGGUCAAGGAGACAAUGCACAAUGCCUUUUGGGACCAUCUUAAAGAACAGCUGUCAGCCUCUCCCCCUGAUUUCAGUUGUGCUCUUGAACUUCUGAAAGAAAUUAAAGAGAUCUUGCUGUCUCUACUCUUACCACGCCAGAACCGCCUGAGAAGUGAGAUCGAAGAAGCUUUGGAUAUGGACUUCCUCAAGCAGGAAGCAGAACACGGGGCCCUGGAUGUCCCUUAUCUUUCCAAGUACAUUCUCAACAUGAUGACUUUGCUGUGUGCACCAGUUCGAGAUGAAGAAGUGCAGAAGCUAGAGAAUAUUGCAGAUCCUGUUCGGUUACUGAGAGGGAUCUUCCAGGUUCUGGGCCUGAUGAAAAUGGACAUGGUGAACUAUACUAUCCAGAGCCUUCAGCCCCACCUACAGGAACAUUCCAUUCAGUAUGAACGGGCUAAAUUCCAGGAACUCCUCAACAAACAGCCUGGCCUCCUGGAUCACACCACCAAAUGGCUGACCCAAGCAGCAGCAGACCUCACAACACCCCCUCCAUCUUGCCCUGACACCCCUGACGCCUCCAGUGUGGCUGGCACCUCUUCACAUGAAGCAAUCAACAGCCCGGAGCCUGUCAGCCCUGCGAUGGUGCUGUCCCAGGGCUUCUUGAACCUCCUCCUCUGGGACCCUGAAAAUGAGGAGUUCCCUGAGACCCUGCUGAUGGACAGAACUCGGCUGCAGGAGCUGGAGUCCCAGUUGCACCAGUUAACCAUCUUGGCCUCCGUCUUGCUAGUGGCCAGUAGUUUCUCUGGCAGCGUUUUGUUUGGCUCCCCCCAGUUUGUGGAUAAACUGAAACGCAUAACCAAAUCCCUGAUGGAGGAAUUUAACUCCAGGCCUGAGGAGGCUAUGUUGACUGUGAGUGAACAGGUGUCUCAGGAAAUCCAUCAAAGCCUCAAGAAUAUGGGCCUUGCCGCCCUGAGCAGUGACAACACAGCAUCUCUGGUAGGACAGCUCCAGAACAUUGCCAAGAAGGAGAACUGUGUCCGCAGUGUCAUUGAUCAGCGGAUCCAUUUGUUUCUCAAAUGCUGCUUGGUUCUCGGUGUGCAGCGAUCUCUGUUAGACCUUCCAGGAGGCCUUACUCUCAUUGAGACAGAGCUGGCGGAAUUAGGCCAAAAGUUUGUCAACCUGACACAUCACAAUCAGCAGGUGUUUGGCCCCUACUAUACUGAGAUCCUACAAUCCCUCAUAUCCCCAGCCCAGGCUCUGGAAACAAAAGUGGAGUCUCCCUGAUAGCACCAGUCCAGAGACCUUGCACGUUGGACCCAGAAGAGGGACCCAUCAUCUUCCUGGGACAACAUCGCCAGUGACCAGCAGAGCAGAGAGCCUC